This is a messenger RNA of Dromaius novaehollandiae (emu), 4835 nucleotides long. It is a transcript of the gene CPNE3, whose product is annotated as copine 3. Gene Ontology annotation, cellular component: plasma membrane. The coding region runs from base 309 to 1910 and encodes 533 amino acids. Gene Ontology annotation, molecular function: receptor tyrosine kinase binding; calcium-dependent phospholipid binding. Gene Ontology annotation, biological process: cellular response to calcium ion; ERBB2 signaling pathway. The record is from RefSeq and is a predicted model, not a curated record. The transcript is spliced from 16 exons. NCBI's taxonomy places the organism in Eukaryota, Metazoa, Chordata, Aves, Casuariiformes, Dromaiidae.
GACCGGCCUAACUGCCCGCUUUGCGAAACGUCCCCUCAGGCGGCGCCGAGCUUCCUGCUUCGCUUGCUCUUGGGAGGCCGCUGCUGCGCUCUCGGGGAGCGAGUGACCGCUCGGGUCGCUCAGGUAGUUCAGCGAGGUGGAGUCCGGCUCAACCUGCCUCUGCGGCGGCCCGACACCGCGCCGAGGAUUAGGCUCAGCCUUCAGCAGGGACGCGGUCGGAAAUCGUUGUAACUUCUAGGAAACGUGCUGUUUUUCCUGAGCUGUUGUUAGAGUGUUUUUCGGUACGGUUGCAAGAUGUAGCUUAGCAAAUGGCGGCACAGUGUGUGACGAAGGUGGAGCUGACUGUUGCCUGCACUGAUCUCCUGGAUAAAGAUGUUGGUUCCAAGUCAGACCCGCUGUGUGUCCUUCUCCAGAACACAAGUGGUCAGCAGUGGUAUGAGGUUGAUCGCACAGAAAGAAUUAAGAAUUCCUUGAACCCAAAGUUUGCCAAGAAAUUCCUAAUCGAUUAUUAUUUUGAGCUUGUUCAGAAACUUAAAUUUGGAAUAUAUGACAUUGACAACAAGACCUUUGAUCUAAGUGAUGAUGAUUUCCUUGGAGAAUUUGAAUGUACGCUGGGUCAAAUAGUUUCUACCAAGACUUUAACAAAACCAUUAGUGCUUAAAAAUGGCAGACCUGCUGGAAAAGGCAGUAUUACGAUUACAGCAGAAGAAGUGAAGGAUAACAGAGUAGUUGUUUUGGAAGUAGAAGCAAGGAAAUUGGACAAUAAGGAUUUUUUUGGCAAGUCAGAUCCUUAUCUGGAAUUCCACAAGCAGACUGGAGAUGGAAACUGGGUGAUGGUUCACAGAACAGAGGUUAUUAAAAACAACUUGAAUCCUGUUUGGAGGCCAUUUAAAAUCUCUCUCAAUUCUCUGUGUUACAGUGACAUGGAUAAGUCAAUCAAGGUAGAGUGCUAUGAUUAUGAUGGUGAUGGGUCCCAUGAUCUCAUAGGGAGUUUUCAAACCACAAUGUCAAAACUGAAGGAAGCAUCUCGGUCCUCACCUGUUGAAUUUGAAUGCAUAAAUGAAAAGAAAAGACAGAAGAAAAAAAGCUAUAAAAACUCUGGCAUUGUGAGCGUUAAGCACUGUGAGAUCAUAGUAGAAUGCACGUUCCUUGACUAUAUCAUGGGUGGAUGUCAGCUGAAUUUCACAGUGGGGAUAGAUUUUACAGGCUCCAAUGGAGACCCUCGCUCCCCAGACUCUCUGCAUUACCUCAGCCCUAAUGGAGUUAAUGAAUAUCUAACAGCCAUUUGGUCUGUAGGAAUGGUCAUUCAGGACUAUGAUACAGAUAAAAUGUUCCCAGCCUUUGGAUUUGGUGCACAGGUUCCUCCUUCCUUUCAGGUGUCGCAUGAGUUCCCAUUAAAUUUUAACCCAUCAAACCCAUUCUGUAAUGGAAUCCAAGGCAUUGUUGAUGCAUAUCGGGCUUGUCUUCCGCAAGUGAAGUUAUAUGGGCCAACCAAUUUUUCUCCAAUUAUAAAUCAUGUGGCAAGAUUUGCUGCUGCAGCUACACAGCAGCAAACAGCAUCUCAAUAUUUUGUACUUCUGAUCAUAACGGAUGGUGUAAUAACAGAUCUUGAUCAAACUCGAACUGCCAUAGUUAAUGCUUCAAAAUUGCCCAUGUCCAUUAUCAUUGUUGGUGUUGGGGGAGCAGACUUCGAUGCUAUGGAGUUUCUGGAUGGCGACAAUGGAGUUCUUCGGUCCUCAUCAGGAGAACCAGCUGUCAGAGAUAUUGUCCAGUUUGUGCCAUUUAGGAAAUUCCAGAAUGCUCCAAAAGAAGCUCUGGCGCAAUGUGUCCUGGCAGAAGUCCCUCAGCAAGUGGUGAACUACUUCAGCACCUACAAACUGCAACCUCCUAAGAAUCCUGCUGCAAAGUGAAGGGGUUGAGCAGGGGGGCUAAGACUUUGUGCCUUCUUUUCUUGGUGUACCUAUAGGCUUUGGUUCUUGAAUUACUUUUAUAUACAUGUAUAUACACAUAGCUGUAUGGUAAUGUCUAUUAGCUUUUGCCUGCAAACUAGUACUUUGCCAAGUGUGGCUUUUAAGAACCAAAAUUAUAAUUGUUCUAACUAUUGAUUUGUGGACUAGGAAUUAUGUGGGUGCAUUUUAUUGUAAAAAGUAACAGCGAAAAGAAAGAAGUUAUAUAUUCAGGGAGAACAAUUGAGUGUAACAGCUGCCUUUUACAUUUGUUGGAUGAGUAUGUCCAGUGAGAUGGUUCAGUUACUUUAGUGGGGAUCUCCACAAAGUACUGCUGUUUCUCAGUGGUUAUAAACCAGGCUAACACGCAAAAGCAGGUAGAAGUAUUUAUGUGCUUCAGCAGUCUGGAAUGCUUCAGGCUUCUGUGUCUAUUAAGCUACCAUAACAGAAUUUUGUCACAGUAGUGGCAGAAUUAGACUAGUGCCAGAACGGAGUGUAAAAGCUAUCCUUGCUUGUAUACUUCACAUUUGCCACUUUAGUGCCUUUUGCCAGUGCUUGGGAUUCAGGGCCGUGUGACUGUUAGCCAAACAAGUCAUUAGGUAUAACUCCUUUGUAGUACACAGUCUCUCAGUGUAUUACAGGAAUAACCAAGGUGAGUCGAGGUAUACCUCAGACGUCUCGGAAACAUGCUUUUGGCCUUCAAGACUAACACUGUAGAGGCUGUAAGAUAUGUUUGUGUGUGUACUAUGCUGGAAAACGGGAACUUCAGGUUGUCCUUUGUCCUUCUUCCUUCUGUAAAACAAUCACGUAUGACUAUUGAUCUUCAGAGGAGCUUAUUGUGAAGUGGAAAUUCUCUUUACAAUUAAAAAUUUGUUUUUUCAGUUUUACAAACGCAUAUUAUCAAGUAAAGGUGGUUCUUGAAAGUGGUACAUAUUUUUUACCGGUUUAUUGUAUUUUGAAUCAUGCAUCUUUUUGAUUCGCUCACUAAUAAAAAGUGCCUGCAAAAAACAAUCUUCCCUCUUUGCCCGCAAAAGGAAGAUUUAAGAAAGUCUCUAAACUCUAAUCCUAUAAUCAUACCGUUUUUCUCUAGGGCAGACAACUUCUUUUUUUUAACUUUCUUGCCUUGAAUUUUCUCUUCACCAUUUUUGUUUUGCAGAAUAGAACAUGAGAAAGUGUACGUCAUUAUGUAUUUGCUUAGUGGACAGAUCACACUUUCCUGUCUCCUAGUGGCAUUACUGCUUGCUGUUGUAAGCAGUCUCUUCUGAUCCUGUCAGUGCACGUAACAUACUUGGAUGUAAAGGUCUCAUUUAUCGCUUCCAAAAUGCCCAUCCUAAAUAUUAAUUUUGCAUUUAAGCAUUUGGAAUGUUUUAGAAUUAGACAUCAUCUGACUGAUCUGAUUUUGAAUGGUCUAACUGUAACAUGUUAGAACAAAAUGAACUAACACUAAAUUUAAACCCUUUGCGGGCAGUUAAGAUUGCACCAGUACAUAGCAUAUAUGCCUUUUUUUAGUUGCUGGAGCUGCUCUGGUUUUAUUCUUAUUUUUUUUUCCAUAUGAGUAUAAUCCUGUCAAAACUCUGAAUUCAAAUUAAUAUUGAUAGCUGAAAGAUAUGUAUUCUGAUUUCAUACACAUUCUGCAAAGCACACCAAAUGGUUUGAAGGCAGCUGCCUCAUUAUCAGUCAUGAAUUAAUAUAUUGCUCCCCACUCCCUUUCUCCCUGGGGGCUCCCACAUAGUUUCAAUAGUGAAAUACUGAGGUUUUGUUUCAUGUUAAGCCAAGCUUACUUUCUUUUAUUAAUCUCAUGUUUUUGUUUUUUAUAAGAAUCUACAGUCAUCCUUUAUCAGUGAAGUGCAAAUAUGUUAUUACUUUGUACAUAAAAUGUAAUGAAUUGUCAUGUCAGAGAUGCAACAGAAUAUUAAGAGCAAGGAAAUAGUUAUAAUAAACAUGAAUCACAGCUGCAAAUUGAUAUAAUUUGAUUUUGGAGCAGUAAACUGUUUCACAGCCAGGUGUUGUGUUUGGAGAGAGAUUAAAUACUUUGUCCAGAUUCAUUGUAGUGGACGUAUACUACUGAUAGGAAUACAGAAUACUACUGACGUUUCUCUGAGCUGUCUGCCAAAAAAAUGAUGCUGCAUCUGAGUUACCUUACCAAUUCUGUCUUAGGUUGCAUUUAAAUGCAGUUGAGGAUGGUAAUAGGUAUUUUAUAUCAAAGUUCUGCUGCAUAUAAAAUACACAGAACUCUUUGGUAUGUUGGUAUUCUGUACAUAAAUUCUGACUUUCUGGAGCAGACAGUUAAUUUGUAUUUGGAAAGUGCCCCCUUACUCCUCAUGCUUAGGGAAUUAAGUACACAGUGUAUCAGUGACACCUGCUUCUCGAAGUGCUCAAUUAUAUGUAAAAGAAGAGUUUCAGAACUGACAGUAGGAAGAAGAACCAUUUUCCACAUGAUACCUCUUUUAGAGGUACACAGUUAACAGCCUGUUGAAAAGCUUGGAAACUUCCAAGUUAGGCUGAAACAAUAUUCUGAGGCAAGAAAUGCACCAAAUUGUGAGUUGGGGGGUGGAGGGUAUUAUUCUGUUGUUUUUCUUUCUUUUUUUCUUUUUUUUUUUUUUUUUAAUAUGUCUUAUUAGCUUGAUGGUGACCAAGCAAGUGCUGUCAAAGUUCUUUGCAAAGUGGAUGUGCUUGUAGGUCACUUGCACCACCUUGUGAUAAAAAUGAUGUAUAGCAGUCUUCAUAACCAGAUGCUUUUUGCCGUUUAAUGGUCUUAAUAUAUGCAUAUGUACAGCAGAGAAAUAACUGCGACCAGAAUUUUUUAAAAGUACUUUCCAUAUGUAUUUCAGUUCUGAUGAAUUUAACUGAUUUACAAUGCCUGUGCAUUAAAACUAUAAUUUCAGUAUA